This is a messenger RNA of Trichomonas vaginalis G3, 1755 nucleotides long. RefSeq lists its product as uncharacterized. Lineage: Eukaryota; Parabasalia; Trichomonadida; Trichomonadidae. The transcript has a single exon. Bases 1 to 1755 code for a protein of 584 amino acids. The record is from RefSeq and is a predicted model, not a curated record.
AUGCCAAUUAGCAAUCUACAGCUAUUGUCAUCAUUUUUCAGGAUAUAUUUCGCCUUAAACGAAGGUACUCUUGAAGAGCUACUUCCAAAGCCGAAAAAGAUCCAGAAUAACGCUCCUCUUCCAAAUCGAAUCAAAGAAAUUUUAUCUGAUGCAGGGCCGAUCGUUUAUUUGCUUAAUAAUUUGAUAGACCCUCAAUUCCAUUAUAAUCCUGAUCCAAAAGUUAUGGAUAGGACAAUGGAAAUUAGUAGUUUUUUCAGUAAUUUUCAACAAAUUGCCAGUAGCUUUCCAUCAGAGUUAGAAUUUUACGCUGUUGUUAAUGCAAUAGUAGCAUUUCACAAGAAAGAAACAAAUUACAUGAAAGUUUUCGAUUUUAUUCUUGCAAAUAUUCAUGAUAACGCAUUAGCUCGCCUCGCCAUUAAGUUUUUAGACAAAAAAGUAUUACACGCAUCAUGCCCGUGCAUGCAGGCUGAUGACGACGCCGAUGAUGAUUUUUCAGAAGAAUUAUCCGAUACAGAACAAGAUGUUAACCCGAGAAUCAGAAAUCACGAGCCAAUACCUGAUGUUAUCGCUAAAGCUCAUGAUGAUAAAGAGCUCAUGGCCCUUUAUUUGGCUUCUUGCGGUACAAUUCAUCGAGAAGAUUUAUUAUUACUAUAUCCUGAGUUUCUUCAUUCAGAUAUUAACUGGGAUCCUGUUUCCAUUGGUCCUCACGAUUAUGUUUCCCAAUCCUUAAAGAACGGCUACCAAAAACCAGACUAUGAGUUAGAAACUUACUAUAAAAUGUCAUACAGAUCUACUCCUAUGCAGAUUAAGAGUCUCCCUGUUACAGGAGCUAACAUUCACCAAGAAUUUGUCGAAAACAGAGAAUUUACUUGCUUAUGCUUCGAUCCAGGUGCCGAAAAGCACAUUGACCACGACAAGGCCAUUGCUCUCGGCUUCCUCAUGGCAGCUGCUGAGAUAUUACAUGACCAAGACGUUGAUAUUACGAAUCAAUACAAAGCAACUACAUCAAUUCUAACGCACGACAUAAAUCCUGGCAUUGUUGAAGCUCUACGUAAUAUUUACGACUUCCAAUCGGAAGAAAUUUACGAAUCUUUGCUUCAUAUCAAACAAGCUCACGAAAUCAUCGGCGGAAGGAUGAAAGACGCGCUUAUUAAGAUGAUACAUAAUUAUUAUCUCGACUAUUCUACAGUUUUCAUACGUCUAACCUCUGAAUCUGUCAGAGGAUUUCCAUAUGCAAAUCAUGUUAAAGAAUGUUUCGAUUACAUGAAAUCCAAAUACGGCGAAACUGAAGUUCCUAACGUUGCCCGUCUCGAUAAGGUCCUACAACCACUCUACGAAGCAGUUUCCUCCGGUGAACCAAAAUUCGGAAAAAUUUCGGAUUCAGAAAGUCUCCUUCUGAACAGGUUCUGCAAGUACUACAAGCAGUUCUUAAGGAAAUUCUACCCGAACGAGUUCAUGCUACCCGUAGAAACCCUCAUCGACGCUGGUUCCGACUGGCCCGCAAUAUUUGAAGAUAUAAUCUUGCAGGCUGUCAAAGAAUUCGGUUUACCACAAUACGAUGGCGAAGAAGUGAAGUACCAGACACCAAUUCUCAAUGAUUUGAUGGCGAAAACGGUGAUUGACUUCCAAAAUGAGAAAGAUGAAGAGAAUUCGAUCGUAAGAGAUGCUGUUUACUAUUUCAGGAAUAUUAAUGGAUACCAUAGAUUGGAUAUUAAGAUUUUCAAACCAUAUGAAGAAGUUUGUGUUCCUCAAUAA